AUGAACAAUCGAGCUCCUAAAGCCAUAUUGACCGACCAAGCAGCAGCUAUGCGGAGGCCCCUUGCUGAAGUCAUGCCAAACACGGUGCAUCGUUGGUGCAUAUGGCAUAUCAUGAGUAAGAUCCAUGAGAAACUUGGCAAGUGUGCACGUUACCAGGAGUUCGUCAACCCCCUCAAAGAGCUGGUAUAUGAGAGCUUUGACCCUGAGGAGUUCCAAACCCGAUGGGCAGAGUUUAUUGCUGAAUAUAAGUUGGAGGACAAUGAAUGGCUACAGAGCCUACACAAAGACAGUCAUAUGUGGGUGCCUGCGUACAUGAAGGAGUUUUUUUGGGCCGGUAUGAAGACCACACAAAGGGUGGAGAGCAUCAAUCGGUUUUUUGACGGCUAUGUGAACCGCAAAACAAAACUCCAUGAGUUUCCUCAAAAGUAUUGCAUGGCCUUGGAUCAACGCGUUCGAGAUGAACUGAGUGCAGAUGCGCGUUGCUCGAAGUACCUUAGGAGGUUGGUUAGUGGAUUCAAAGUCGAAAAAAUAUUCCAAAAGUUAUACACGGACAACAAAUUUCAAGAAGUUCAAAAGGAGUGUACGAGAAUGAUGUAUUGCAACGUCCGAGGAGAGAAGGUUUUGUCUGAAAAGCUUAUUCAGUAUUCGGUGGUCGAUCGUGUAUGGAUAGUACCUCCCGGUGCGAGUGAGGAUGUCAUUACAAACAGGCGAAAAUCCUACAAUGUUACUUUCUGUCAAAUGACAAAGGAGGUGCAGUGUGACUGUAGGAAGUUUGAGACUAGUGGCAUACUUUGCAAACACUGUAUUACGAUUUUGGAUGUAAACUUAGUUGAAGAUGUACCAGAGAAGUACGUUGUAGAUCGUUGGAGGAAGGACAUACCCCGGAAGCACACUAGGGUGAAGGUGGCCUACCAUGAUCCGGGAGACACGGUCAAUGUGAAGAGAUUCAACAAAAUGAUGAAAAAACUCGAGCCCUUAUGUGAAACCGCUGCCAUGGUGGACGAUCAAACGGUCCAUAUGGUAAUUGAAACACUAUCGAAGCUUCAAUUAGCUGUUAAUGAGCGUAGGGACAAGAAGAGUAAGGAAAAUGUUCCUGUAGUUAGUACAUUGUCAUCAGCCACUGAAGGCAGAACGUUUUCCUCAGUUAGGAAUCCUGCUGCUGAUGCUACUGCCGUAGACUCCUGUCCAGCUGCCAUGGACCUUGUUAUCAAAGACCCUAUAAUUAAGAAAAGGAAAAGGGGCAGGCCUAAGGGUUCAAGGCACAAGACGUUAGCUGAAACCGGCUACAAGAAAACCAACAAGAAUAAGAAGCCUAGCCCGGAGCAAGUCGGAAAUGUUGUUGAGGAGGAUGCAGCAAACUGCGUUCAGGAGGAGGAUGGAGUAAAUGGUGUUGAGGAGGAGGAUGCAGGAAAUGGUGUUGUGCAGGAUGCAGGUGUGUCGGAGGAGGAAAUGGUGUUGCAGGAUCUGGUGUUUCGGAGGAGGCAAGAAAAGGCAGGAAUGGCAGGAAAUGUUGUGGAGCAGGAUGCAGGUGUUGAGGAGGAAAUGGUGUUGCAGGAUCUGGUGUUUAGUGAUUAUUUCACAUUUAACCCAUCACACUUGUCACAGGUGAAGCAGAAACGUCUUGAUGAACUAAUAUAG
Chenopodium quinoa (quinoa) is the source of this 1638-nucleotide messenger RNA. Its product is annotated as protein FAR-RED IMPAIRED RESPONSE 1-like. Gene Ontology annotation, molecular function: zinc ion binding. The transcript is spliced from 4 exons. Lineage: Eukaryota; Viridiplantae; Streptophyta; Magnoliopsida; Caryophyllales; Amaranthaceae. The record is from RefSeq and is a predicted model, not a curated record. Gene Ontology annotation, biological process: regulation of DNA-templated transcription. Bases 1 to 1638 code for a protein of 545 amino acids.